AUGAAGCAUAAAUGUCUUCGCACAUCACUUGUAUUCGAUAUUGAGAAAAAUACUUUAAUACAACGUAUUGUAGAAUCAAAUGAUAAUAAUAAUGAACUGUUUACAUUCAUUGAAAGUACUAUCGAAACAGACGAAGAAUUAAAGAAUAUUAUGUAUGAUGAACGAAAGAAUCCCAAUCAUUUUAAUCUGGCUCAAGGUCUUGUUUUCCGAUGUCAUGUUGUAUUUUACAAACAACACUCGAAUAAUGAUCUUGAUUAUCAAAGAGAUACACUCAUCUUCAACUUUCAUCAUGCUAUGUUUGACUUUCCCUCAAUCGAUGUGUUCCAUCAAGAUCUUAAUCAAGCGUACACAACAGGCCAAUUAUCAGACGAAGAUGAAGCUGCUCUUCGUUAUAUUGAUUAUGCUGUGAUUGAACAAGAGGCACCAAUGACUGCGGCUAGUGCCUUUUGGCUUGAGUCUCUUCGUGAUUGUAAAAUUGAUCAUUCAUUGGCAUUGCCGUUUGAUCGGUACCGUAUUUCUGAUGAACAUCGAACUGGUCGUGGUGCGUUGGCUUUUUUUGAUUUUGGUGAAGGUCUUUCACAAGCCUUCAUUACUCGUACUUCAAUAAGUAAAACAACAUUGGAAUAUAUGGCUCUUGCCAGCUAUUAUGCUUUCUUGUUCAAAUUGACUAAUGGAGAAAAAGAUCUGUGCAUCGGAAUGAAUAUUGACGGCCGUUAUAAAACUGAACUAAUAUCAGUUAUUGGUAUGUUCGCAAAUGCAAUUCCCUUACGAUGUCAAAUUGAUCCCAAUUGGUCAUUCAUACGACUUGUCGAGGAGGUGCAACAGAUGGCUGCGGAUAGUUUGCAUUAUUCUUACUUUCCUCUUCAACGGAUUCUUGCUCAACAUCCACUUGUAUCUAAGCCUGCUUUUCUUGACAUAUCUUUUCAAUUUGACUCAAAUUCAAGUGAGAAUAUCUAUAAUCAAAUCAUACUUGGUGACAUUUGUCUUAGUCCUGUACCCUAUUCUAUUGAGAUUGGAACAGAUGAAGUUGUAAGCAAGUUUGAUUUUUCACUUAACAUUUAUCACAAUUCAGCAACUAAUCAAUUAUCGUGUACAAUCAAUGCAUCACUUGAUCUAUUUGAGAAAGAGACAAUCAAUAAGUUUGCACA
Molecule: messenger RNA, 1148 nt
Organism: Rotaria sp. Silwood2
Lineage: Eukaryota; Metazoa; Rotifera; Eurotatoria; Philodinida; Philodinidae
Source: the annotation of a GenBank genome assembly